CGACCUUCCUUUCAUUCCGGUAAUCCGUCUGCGUAGGGUGUGCUCCGGAGCUAGUCUCGGCACACAUUUUAUUAUUAUGAAACAAACCAAAAGCUAGAGACUACACGCAGACAUAUUUUUAUAAGAAAAAUAAAAAUCGGUGAAGCAGGAUUUGAUUUGCCAACUCAAGCAACGCGAAGAAGACGCUGCCUUCGACAAAGAACGAAAGACGGAACGAGAAGAUCGUUAGCAAGCGAAAUUGGUAGUGUCAUUGUUUAAAGCGUGGGUGAUUAACGUUAGCCAGUUAUAUUGUUAACCACUUAUUUAUCCCAUUUAAGGGCUUUGUCAUUCCAGUUAUUAUUGUAAAUGAGAACAUUUGCUUCGUAUACUACCGGCAAUUUAGCUUACUAACUGAUUGUGAAUGAGUACAGAUUCAAAAUUGUGAAGUCUGCGAGCCACAUCGGUUAGGCCACGCUCCGACAUUUUGCUAAUCAAGCUAACUAGUCCACGUUGCUAACUGUUAAGAUAGCUAGUAACUAUAUGUGUCUGCGCUCUUAAUUUUCGUGAAGCUAUCGAAGAAAACAAGAAAAAUACCAAUUUCAUAUAAGAGGCUAAUAUUAGCUGACAGUUGUCAACAAAAUAUCGAGCUAAUAUAACCUUACAGUUGUAUUGCCUGAGAACGCGCGUCGUCUGACAUGAAUCCCAGCGCGCCUAGCUACCCAAUGGCUUCCCUCUAUGUGGGAGACCUGCAUCCAGACGUUACCGAGGCCAUGCUCUACGAGAAAUUCAGCCCGGCUGGGCCCAUCCUGUCCAUCAGAGUAUGCAGAGACAUGAUCACCCGUCGAUCCCUCGGCUAUGCCUAUGUCAACUUCCAGCAACCUGCUGAUGCUGAGCGAGCCCUGGACACCAUGAACUUUGAUGUGAUCAAAGGUAGGCCUCUCCGCAUCAUGUGGUCUCAGCGUGACCCUUCACUCAGGAAGAGUGGAGUGGGCAACAUCUUCAUCAAGAACCUGGACAAGUCCAUAGAUAACAAGGCCCUCUAUGACACCUUCUCUGCUUUUGGAAACAUCCUUUCUUGCAAGGUGGUUUGUGAUGAAAAUGGCUCAAAGGGUUACGGCUUUGUGCACUUUGAGACCCACGAGGCUGCUGAGCGGGCCAUUGAGAAAAUGAAUGGCAUGUUGCUCAAUGACAGAAAAGUAUUUGUUGGACGCUUCAAAUCGCGUAAAGAGAGGGAGGCUGAGCUUGGGGCACGUGCCAGAGAGUUUACCAAUGUUUACAUCAAGAACUUUGGUGAGGACAUGGAUGACGAGAAGCUGAAGGAGUUGUUUGGCAAAUAUGGGCCUGCACUCAGUAUCCGGGUUAUGACUGAUGAGAGUGGCAAAUCCAAAGGAUUUGGCUUUGUCAGCUUCGAAAGACACGAAGAUGCACAGAAGGCUGUGGACGACAUGAAUGGUAAAGAAAUGAAUGGCAGGCAGGUGUAUGUGGGCCGUGCACAGAAGAAAGGGGAGCGCCAGAAUGAGCUCAAGCGCAAAUUUGAGCAGAUGAAGCAGGAUCGCAUGACCAGAUACCAGGGUGUCAAUCUGUAUGUGAAAAAUCUGGAUGAUGGCCUAGAUGAUGAGCGUCUGCGUAAAGAAUUCUCUCCAUUUGGAACCAUAACAAGUGCUAAGGUGAUGAUGGAGGGUGGCCGCAGCAAAGGCUUUGGCUUUGUGUGCUUCUCUUCCCCAGAGGAGGCCACUAAAGCUGUUACAGAGAUGAAUGGGCGUAUUGUUGCUACAAAGCCGCUGUAUGUGGCCCUGGCCCAGCGCAAGGAGGAGCGUCAGGCCCAUCUAACCAACCAGUACAUGCAGAGGAUGGCCACUGUCCGUGCUGUGCCCAACCCUGUCCUCAACCCAUAUCAGCCUGCCCCACCCUCAGGCUAUUUCAUGGCGGCUAUACCUCAGGCCCAAAACCGUGCUGCAUACUACUCCGCCAACCAGCUGGCCCAGCUCCGCCCCAGCCCCCGUUGGGCCACUCAAGGAGUGCGCCCUCAGCACUUCCAAAACAUGCCCAAUGCCAUGCGCCCAUCAGCUCCCAGGCCCCAGGCUUUCAACACCAUUCGUCCGACUGCCGCCGCCAACACGCAGGUCCCACGCAUGAUGGCUUCCCAGCGUAUGCCCACCCAGGCCCUCGGCCAGCGCCCUGCCGGUGCUUCAGCCACUGCCGCCCCAGUGCGCGCCAUGCCCCAGUACAAAUAUGCUGCUGGUGUGCGCAACCCCCAGCAGCACAUCGCCUCCCAGCCACAGGUCACCAUGCAGCAGCCUGCUGUCCAUGUCCAAGGACAGGAGCCCCUGACUGCCUCCAUGCUGGCUGCUGCCCCUCCUCAGGAACAGAAGCAGAUGCUGGGUGAGCGUCUCUUCCCCCUGAUCCAGAACAUGCACCCCAGCCUGGCAGGCAAGAUCACCGGUAUGCUGUUGGAGAUCGACAACUCGGAGCUCCUCCACAUGCUCGAGUCACCUGAGUCGCUGCGCUCAAAGGUGGAUGAGGCUGUUGCUGUGCUUCAGGCCCACCAGGCUAAGGAGGCUGCUCAGAAGUCAACCACCCCUGCUGGUGUUCCCAGCGUCUAAGGUGUGUGUGUGUGCGCACGCAGAUUGAGCAUUUUGAAACCUGCUUCACCGAUGGGGAAAAAGAGAAAAAAAAAUUAAACAUUGAAAAACCUAAAACUCUGAAAACAUCGCAAAACGAUAAAUCAUUUCUUAAAAAAAGAAGAAAACAGUUGACUCUGCCGGGUCUAGGGAUGGUUUGACUAGACCUUGAUCAUAAACAAAAAUUUGUUGAAAAAAAAAAAGCAAAAUAGAGAAAAUUGAGAUUAUAAAUUUGAAUGCAUUCCUCUGUUUUAUGUCAUUUUACUGUGUCAGUGCUCAGAAUAUCAGCCGUGUUCAGGAAGGUGGUAGCUGAGCAUUUUGAAAGGUGAUUUGUAUUGUAAACUACUGGCUGUAAUAAAUUCUCAUUCAAAAUGUA
Molecule: messenger RNA, 2976 nt
Organism: Siniperca chuatsi (mandarin fish)
Lineage: Eukaryota; Metazoa; Chordata; Actinopteri; Centrarchiformes; Sinipercidae
Product: polyadenylate-binding protein 1A
Exons: 15
Coding region: 675-2582 (635 amino acids)
Cellular component (GO): cytosol; ribonucleoprotein complex; nucleus
Molecular function (GO): poly(A) binding; mRNA 3'-UTR binding; poly(U) RNA binding
Source: RefSeq, a predicted model, not a curated record